CAGCUUUUCAUAGCUGAAGGAAAAUGAUGGAAGAGAGUGGAAUAGAGUCAACUCCACCUGGCACACCUCCACCAAGCACAGCAGGGGCUGCUGCUGCUGCUACACCUGUCUCAUUAGCUUUGUCCAGUCCCCUUGCUACACCAAGCAUGUCAACUCCUGCAUACUCACCACCCUUGCCAGCUGGAGUGUCUCCACUUCCGCCUCCUAUGAUGACUUCGGCUUCUCUUCCACCUGUGCCUUCUGCAACAGUUUCUACUAUUGCACCACCUCUGACUCCUGUCCCACCUCCUGUUGCCCCUUCAGCUUUUAGUACCUCCAUGCCCCAGUUCUCUACACCUCCUCCAUUAAGCUCUACUACUGGCCCUGGUCUUCCUGCGCCUCCCACUGGUCCCCCUAUUUCAGGAUUUUCCAUGUCUUCAACCUAUGACAUUACCAGAGGUCAUGCUGGUCGAGCACCACAGAGCCCACUGAUGCCAUCAUUUUCUGCACCUGCAGUCACAGGUGUUUUGGCAGAUCCUAUUACUCAACAAGCAACUUUCUCAUCACCUUUGGCUCCUGGAACUGGUUCUGCGAUCACUUUUCCUGAGGAACGUGAAGACCCCAGAGUAUCUACUGCUCAAGGUGGAGCACCAGCUGGAGGACUGUGGGGUUUUAUAAAGGGUGUAGCUGAGAAUCCCAUGGUGAAGUCUGUUCUUGAUAAAACCAAACACUCAGUAGAGACCAUGAUAACAACGCUGGAUCCUGGCAUGGUUCCAUAUAUCAAAACUGGGGGAGAACUUGACAUAGUGGUUACGUCUAAUAAAGAGGUAAAAGUCGCAGCAAUUCGAGAUGCCUUUCAAGAAGUCUUUGGAAUGGCUGUUGUUACUGGAGAGGCUGCACAGUCUAACAUCGCACCCCAACCUGUGGGCUAUGCUGCAGGUUUAAAAGGAGCCCAAGAAAGGAUAGACAGCUUGCGUCGGACAGGAGUAAUACAUGAAAAACAGCCUGCUGUAUCAGUAGAAAACUUCAUUGAGGAAUUGCUUCCUGACAA
Messenger RNA from Phaethon lepturus (White-tailed tropicbird), 1030 nucleotides. RefSeq names its product proline-rich coiled-coil 1 (gene PRRC1). Gene Ontology annotation, biological process: activation of protein kinase A activity. Gene Ontology annotation, cellular component: cytoplasm. The transcript is spliced from 6 exons. Lineage: Eukaryota; Metazoa; Chordata; Aves; Phaethontiformes; Phaethontidae. The annotation marks the transcript as partial. The record is from RefSeq and is a predicted model, not a curated record. Gene Ontology annotation, molecular function: protein kinase A regulatory subunit binding.